AUGCCUUACAAUACGACGGCCAUACCUCCUAGAAAGGAGCCUACGGGGCAGACUCAACUUCCUCUGUCGAGAGUCAAGAAGAUCAUCAGUCAAGAUCCUGAUGUAGCCAUGUGCUCCAACAAUGCCGCAUUUGUUAUUACCUUGGCCGCAGAAAUGUUCAUUCAGCACCUCGCUGGCGAGGCCCAUACUCAAGCCAAGCUGGACAGAAAGCCACGCAAGAACGUUCAGUACAAGGAUGUUGCCAGCGCCGUCUCGCACCAGGACAGUCUUGAAUUUCUGGAAGAUACCGUGCCCAAGACGGUACCCUUCAAGAAAGCCAUGGCCGCGGCCCACGCCACCCAAGCCCGUCUCCGCGGUGAAAACGUCACCACUGAAGAGGGGCUCCAGUCUACACAAGAACAGCCAAAUGGUAACGACAGCGUUCUGUCCAAUGGUGACAACACCACAUUUAGCGUUCCCUUGCGGAUAGAAGACAAAUACGACCCGAAUGACCAGCUGGAGAUGGAGAUGAGACAGGCGGCAGAGCCUAGGGACCACGAUAUUAGCAUGGGCGGCCAGUAG
Molecule: messenger RNA, 561 nt
Organism: Akanthomyces muscarius
Lineage: Eukaryota; Fungi; Ascomycota; Sordariomycetes; Hypocreales; Cordycipitaceae
Exons: 4
Coding region: 1-561 (186 amino acids)
Cellular component (GO): CHRAC; nucleus
Molecular function (GO): protein heterodimerization activity
Source: RefSeq, a predicted model, not a curated record